Messenger RNA from Bacillus rossius redtenbacheri, 3868 nucleotides. Its product is annotated as regulator of nonsense transcripts 2-like. Gene Ontology annotation, molecular function: RNA binding; protein binding. The record is from RefSeq and is a predicted model, not a curated record. Gene Ontology annotation, cellular component: exon-exon junction complex; cytoplasm. Lineage: Eukaryota; Metazoa; Arthropoda; Insecta; Phasmatodea; Bacillidae. The transcript is spliced from 2 exons. Bases 178 to 3552 code for a protein of 1124 amino acids. Gene Ontology annotation, biological process: nuclear-transcribed mRNA catabolic process, nonsense-mediated decay.
AGUGCGUCAUACUUUUUGUUCCUCGUUUUUAUUUCUUUGCCAGUAACCAAACGUUUUGUAUGAUAUGAAGACGAAUGUUUAUCAAGUAAAGUUUUUGAUACAAAGGACUUAUUUUACUAUUUAAGACAAGGAGAUUUAGUUUUAUAUAUUUACUGUACGAUCGUUAGAGUAUUUCAAAUGGAAGACAUUACGACGGAAAACUCGAGUGAAAUUGACACCUGGCAAUACCUUUGUGACCAAAUUGCGGAAAUACAGUUCAGGCUCUCACGUAUAAAUGCACUUCGAGAAGUGAAUUUAAAUGUCGCAAGUUUCAGACAGGAUGAAACGUAUUUCCUGUCCCUGGAUUCUAGUUUAAAGAAGAACUCUGCAUUCGUAAGAAAACUGAAGUCAUUCUCAGCCAAAAAUUUAGAUUGUCUAGUCCAAGAGAUGAAGACCCUCAACUUGACCAAAUACCUGGGUGAGGUAGCUGGUGCCCUAGUGGAAUCGAAGUUAAAGAUGGGAGAUAUACCUAGUGCAUCACAGUUUUUCUCUGUUAUGCACCAGUUCUACGGAGAAUUUUCUGCCAUCCUGCUCGAAACGUGGACUAGAAUUUUUGAUGUGGAUCCAAGUAUGUGGCAUCAAAAUGAAAGCAAAAUGAGAAUUAAUUUAUUGUUUUAUGCAGAUAUUUUAAUUACAGGAGUAUGUAACAAUGAAGAAAGCUACGAUUUAUUCGAGAGAGUAUUUUCUACCCUCAUCAAUUCAGACAUGGAAGAACAUCGUAACGUUAAUGUAAUCAAAUCAUUCUGCAAGUACUGCGGUAAUGAAUUUGCAGGGCUAAUUCCUCGAUCCGUUCUGCAUAUUGCCACCAUUUACAACAAGACAAUACCAACAAGUAACAUCAUUCACCAAGAUAAACAGCGAUAUUUCAGAGCACUUCUGAAGGAAUAUCACGUAACUUUGUGCAAACAUUUACUUAGAAUCCACCGUGAGUUGCUCAGAGCUGUUCGUGAGGAAAAGAGGGUGUACAGACUAAAAGGUGAAGUGAAUGAUGAAAAAAAGAAUGAAGCUAAAGAAAUGUUGUUAAAUUUUCAGGACGUUCAUAAAAAUUGCAUGGAACUAGGUGAAUAUCUUUCAGAAGACACUCCUCUUUUUCUUCAGGAUGAACUCUCUUGGGUAGAAGAAAUCAGACUUGAAGACGAAGAAGAAUUUUCUUCUGAGUUAUGGGAAGACGAAGAAACACAACAUUUUUACGAACAUUUUCCAAACCUCAAAGACAUUGUCGCAACAUUUCCUCUCCAUUCUUCAAAAUUUCAAGUUGAACAUCCUAUGAAAAUAAAUCAGCUAGAGUUGGUGGGACUGGAGAAAGGUGAAUCUCCUCGCAUCCUAAAUAAUAAGGUUCAGUUUAAAGUUUUCUUAGAAAAUCUCCCAAAGUGUGUAAAUCGUGAACUAAUAGAUAAUUCAUCUGUGAAUUUCGCGAUGACAUACAACACAAAAUUAAACCGAAAACAAUUGGUCCAAACUCUGUUCUCUGCUCCGCGAACAAGAGUCGAUCUACUGCCAUUUUACGCCCGCCUGGUGGCAACUUUGAGUCCGACGAUGCCAGACAUUGCCAAAGAACUGGAAACAUGUUUGCUAAAGGAAUUCAAGUUUCUGUGUCGUAACAAAUGCCAAACGAAUAUCGAGUCUAAGCUGAAGGUGGUGAAGUUCAUGGGGGAGCUGGUGAAAUUUAGGGUUUUUCCCGCAACAGAAGCACUCGACUGCCUCAAAUGGCUGCUUUUCAAUUUUUCUCACCCUCACCACAUAGAAAUGUUCUGCAGUCUCAUGGAUGCUUGUGGGAGGUUUCUCUUCAGGCAGCAAAACUACCAUCAGAGAGUGAAAAUCUAUCUGGAAGACAUGAUGCGCCAGAAAGCGGCGUGUCCCUUCGACCCCCGCUUCACCACGAUGAUGGAAAACACGUACUACCAAGUGAAUCCCCCCGAGAGGGCAACCACUACAAAUAAGUGUCGCCCUAUUAUGCACGAAUUCAUCCGAAAACUCCUUUAUAAAGACCUGGCACGAAAUUCGUCUGAAAGUGUCCUGAAGUCAAUGCGAAAACUUGACUGGAAAAACCGAGAAAUAGCCGCUUAUGCUGUCAAGUGCCUUACGAACGCCACAAACGUGAAAUUCCACAACAUACGUUGCCUGGCGGAAGUGGUGUGUGGACUUGCUUACUAUCAAGAACUAGUUGGGAUAAAGGUUGUUGAUGCUGUGUUGGAAGACAUCCAAGUCGGUAUGGAGCUUAACCUACCAGAGCACAACCAGCAUCGUUUGACCAUGGUCAAAUACCUCGGCGAGCUGCACAACUAUUACAUGCUCGAGUCGGACGAAGUCCUCAAUGUGCUGCACUCGUUCGUCACGUUCGGAUGGCCCAUGGACCCGCCCACCGGCCUCUUUCGCAUCCGCCUCGCCUGCAUGCUGCUCAACACCGCCGGACCGUACAUGGGCACCGCAGUGCCGCUCGAGAACUACCUCACCACCCUGAGGGACUUCUACUGGAGCUCGGCCGCUGCCGCGGACUCCUGGGGCGCAGCCGUGGCAAACCUCCUGGACGACACUCUUCUGGAGCUGAGGCCCGACCUCAGGCUGCGUCACUCUGAUGAAGACCCACCCCUAGAACCUCAAACAAACUCAGUUCCUGAGUCCGGCUGCAAUACUGGCCAUAACGGCGUGACCACAACGUCGGAGAGUGUGUCCGAAGACCAGUCUCGAAAGGAUUGCGGCGCAGGAGAUCCAAAUAUGAACAAGGAUAAGGAAGAUGGGGACUCCACCAUCGGUAACCUCCCGAAAGACGAACCUCUCCAGAAGUUGGACACGAAGAUUCAAGAUGAGGUACUUACACAAGGUAAUCGCCUGGUAGAGGCGAUGGACAUCAAUGGGAAGAUGCACGGAGAUAUUUCCACAAACAGGAAGAGACAGACAUACCAAAGGUUUCCCACAAACAGGACCAGCCACGUGUGUGUGAACUUCCCGAUAAACAAGACGAUUCUGGCUGAGAAACUAAAGGAUGAGAAUCACUUGGCGGAGAAAGCAUGUCUAAUGGACACCAACAGAAAGAUUCAUGAGGAUUCCUCCACUGACGAGAAGAGUCAGUUAUACCAGAAGUUACCAACUAACAGGAACGGCCAGACGCAAGGAAAUUUCAAGGUUGGCAAUAGGGGCCAAAUGCACACGAAGUUCCCAUUAAAUAGGAACGGCAAAUUUUACGAGGAUCGCCCAGCUCUCUGGAAUGGACACAAGUUCAGGAGAGUCCCGCCGGACAGGAAAAGCCAAAUAAAAAUAAAGUGUUUCACUAAUACGAAUUACUCCCAUCGUGGGAAGGGUCUAGUAUAUGCGAAGAAUGACUUGCACAAAGAACUGGGCAGCUCGAGUGCAUCAGGAAUCAAGGCGAACCACAGCACAUGUCUCAAAGCUGACGACAUUUCACGUGGGUAUGCAGAGCUCUUAGAGAAUACAAAAGAAAUGAAGACCAAGGCAAGGAAAAGUAUGUUUGCAGCUCUCGAUGACUUGCAAUCCCAUUUGGAAAUCUUGGAGUAGUCCAAAUAACAGAACUGUGCCACAUCAUCAAAACACAAAUUUUACGUUUAUGGUGAAAUAUGUAGUUUGAAGCCUUUAUUUUUAAUAAGCGGGAAUUAUUAAAUUUCCAAGUCGGAAAACUUUAAUACGAAAAAAUAUUUGGCAUCAUUAUGGCAGCUAUUAAUUUCUUGUGAACUAUUUCCCAAUGCGCCAAUAAAAUCAUUACUUAUAAGUAGGAUAUUUAUGAAAAAACUUAAAUAUUAAAUAAUAAAUAUAGUUUUGUUAGUAUAGUAUUUAUUACAUCAAUUGAAAUAAUAAACUCUGAGCUCAGAAAUCA